Molecule: messenger RNA, 3041 nt
Organism: Lepisosteus oculatus (spotted gar)
Lineage: Eukaryota; Metazoa; Chordata; Actinopteri; Semionotiformes; Lepisosteidae
Gene: fbxo32
Product: F-box protein 32
Biological process (GO): protein ubiquitination
Cellular component (GO): cytoplasm; nucleus; SCF ubiquitin ligase complex
Molecular function (GO): protein binding
Source: RefSeq, a predicted model, not a curated record
GAGAAAAGAAAAAAAAAAGCAGAAGAGGGAAAAAAAAAGUAUUUGAAUUCUAAAUCUUGGACUGUUUUUUUUUGUUGUUGUUGUUUUCAUUUCGGGGCUAUUUCGACUAUGCCUUUCUUAGGACAGGAUUGGAGAUCGCCUGGGCAGAGCUGGGUUAAAACUGACGACGGCUGGAAGAAAACCUCAGACGAGACAAAUAACAAUGUUGCUGAAUUGGAGAGUUACUGCAAAGACGAGGAAUUUUACAAAGAAAACCUCUUCCUUGCUAUGAAUUGUGACGUGGCCGCAAAGAAGAGGAAGAAAGACCUCCUGAACAACAACACCAAGAUUCCUUAUUUCUAUCGGGAUAAAUGGAUACAUGUUCAUAAAGGAAGUACAAAAGAGCGCCAUGGCUACUGUACUCUGGGAGAAGCCUUCAACCGGCUGGACUUUUCCAGCGCAAUCAUGGAUUCCAGACGAUUUAAUUAUGUGGUGAGGCUGCUGGAGUUGAUUGCGAAAUCCCAGCUGACGUCACUGAGCGGAGUUGCUCAGAAGAACUACAUGAACAUUCUGGAGAAAGUCGUGCAGAAAGUGCUGGAAGAUCAGCAGAACAUCCGAUCUAUCAAGGACUUGCUGCAGACGCUGUACAUGUCCCUGUGUAGCCUGGUGCAGGACAUGGGCAAGUCGGUGCUUGUGGGAAACAUCAACAUCUGGGUCCAUCGCAUGGAAAACAUCCUUCACUGGCAGCAGCAGCUCAACAACAUACAGAUUACCAGGCCAUCUUUGAACGGCAUGACUCUGACGGACCUCCCCACGUGCCUGCAACUGAACAUCAUGCAGCGGCUCUCUGACGGCAGAGACUUGGUGAGCCUGGGCCAGGUGUGUCCGGAGCUGAAUGUACUGAGCGAGGACCGGCUGCUGUGGAAGAAGCUGUGCCACUACCACUUUUCCGACCGCCAGAUCCGAAAACGUUUGAUAAUGUCUGAUAAGGGCCACCUAGACUGGAAGAAGAUGUAUUUCAAGCUGUCGAGGUGCUACCCCCGCAAGGAGCAGUACAGCGACACCCUGCAGUUCUGCACACACUGCCACAUCCUCUUCUGGAAGGACACAAACCACCCCUGCAUAGCCUACAACACGGAAAGCUGCUGCAUUCCUGUCUCUCCACAGGGUUUUAUCAAUCUUUUCAAAUACUGAGGACUCUUGUCUGCUGAGCUUUAAACACUGAAUUGUACAUAUGUUCAUACGCAGUCCGGUCUUCUGGAUGUCUUGAGAUGGGACUAGCCGUAUAGUGACUGGUUUUGGACUCCGAAAGUGUCAAGAAGAAUGUGCGGAGAAUGUGUGACAAAGUGAGUCGCUGAGCUAUUUUGUAAGAGGAAUUUGGACAUAUAAAAGGCUGGACAGCUACAAAGGAUUCUUCAGUGAGCUGGUUGUAAUAACCUGCUUAUCCAUUUACAUUGCACUCCUCGUAUGAAAGCACAACACUAUACACAAUUCACAACGUGCUGUUUUGCUUUCUUGAUGCAAGAAUUGCAGGUGUUUUUUUUUUUUGUAACUUUUAUAACUAUCAAGCCAGUUUAGCUUUAGCUUUAGAGUAGUUGGAUUUUUUUUUUCAGUAAAAAUAUCUUCAAGUGGGAAUUCCUACCAAUAUCUGAAGCUAUUUUACAGCAAGAGGAAAUGUAGCUAGUAAAACAAGAUUAUAUAGCUUAAUAUUGGGAAAACUUGUAUCUCCAGUUUUUUGGCUGUGUAAUUUAAAUAUGGUCCACUGACAUGGCAGGUUCACUAAACUGUUCUCAACAGAGCUGUAAGGUUUGGAAAUAAUCUAAGUUCUGACCAAAUGAAAGCUCCCUCUGAUCUUCACUAAUGUGUUGUCAGAAACGCUAGCUGGGGUCAGUCUGGCACAUUUUGCACUUUUCUUUGAACUGUGCAAUAAAGACGAAGGAAAAGCUUGAAAUGCGCAGAUUUGUAUUGGAGUACAUAAGGAUUUGUUUCUGAGCGUGUAUAUAUAAAGCUAUAUUUUUAUGUAAAUGAUUUUUUCACUUUUUUAUACAUUUGAUAUUUGCUUAUGUUUUUUCCUGUUCCCCCUAAGGACUUGAUUAUAUCCCCUAAGGAUAUAGAUUUGUAUUUGUGUGCUGCAUUUUUGAUUGCAAUAUUGUAUUGAAUAGAAACUACAUCAUUAAAAUAUUUUACACCUCUAAGAAAAGCUGCAGUGUAGGUAUUGACUGAAAAUGCUGGGUUUUGUCUUUGUUUUAGGUGCUUCUGAAUUGUUUACUAAUUGAAACAGAACAGAAACCGCAGUCAUUUAAAAGCAUUUUUAUAGCAAGGUCUAGUGAUGGGUUAAGAUGGACACUAAAAGAAGAAAGCAUUAGUGGGGAAAACUACUCAAAUUUAUUUAUUAAGAAAUUUCAAUAUACAGUAUAUAGUCUAUUGAAAAUUGGCUAUGUAAUAUUAAGAUUUAAUUUUGAGACUUCAUUGUGAAACAAAACUUGAUUCAUGAGAAGCAGUAGCAUUUUCAGGAGUGCUGCAACUAGAGUUAAAUCAAAGAUGGUAUUAAAAAAAAAUGCAGAAAUGUGAAAAUUCUAAAUAGUCUUUAAUGUUUAAUUUUUCAGCAUUCAUUUUUUGUUUUUCUUCACCCAGCUUCAGAUGUUUUAUAUAGUCCUUAUGACUUGAGAGCGAUUUAAAGAUGAUUAAAACACAGUUCAAGCAGCAGAUUUACAAAACCUGAUCAGGGACACUGCUCAUCGAUUUGCCACGGGUGUGCCAAUAUCUGUAAUUUUAAAAUGUUUUUUUUUUUUCAACGCACUGCUGCAUGACGCUAUUAAAUAUUUUUUUAAAGCAUUUUUUGUUUCUCAGAGCUGACCAGUACACUUUGGGAGGUUUUUCCCUGUUGAAAAGAAGGCUUUUCAGUGCCAGCAAUGAUUCUCACCUACAUUGUGUCUUGUUUCACUGGCUCCUGCUGGAUGAAUGACCACUGUACAUGUAUGUGUGAUGCUAGACCACCACACUUUUGCUGUGAGGUGGCAAAGUGUUUUCCUUACUAAAUAAAUUACUGAAACACUGCUGCA